Letharia lupina is the source of this 813-nucleotide messenger RNA. RefSeq lists its product as uncharacterized. The record is from RefSeq and is a predicted model, not a curated record. Lineage: Eukaryota; Fungi; Ascomycota; Lecanoromycetes; Lecanorales; Parmeliaceae. The transcript has 3 exons. Bases 1 to 813 code for a protein of 270 amino acids.
AUGGGGCCUUGGAAGGCCUUAGCUCAAAGGAGAGCUGGGAUCCCACAAUCGCCUAAAAGAGCAACCCCAAAACCUAGCCAGACUCCAAUCUCUGGAUCUCGAAAGCCUGCUGCUUACGAACCUCUCAACAAAAAGUUGGCCCUUCGGACCUCUCCAACUCUACUAUAUCAGGCUUCAUCCUACGGUCACUAUCUUUUCGGGUGUUAUGCGAUUGGAGGCAGUCUUCUGGCCGCCGCAUGGUUCAAUUUCCGGACUCAAUUCUACGUUCAGCCAGGAGGUGUGCCACAGUGGGUGCCCGUCUUCACAAGUGUUGGUAGCUUUAUGAUCGCCUGUGGAGGGUUCUGGAUGCUUUUCAAGCCACAAAACAUGGUCAGGACGAUUAGCACUCUUCCCUCUUCAUCAAAGUCAGGACCAGGGUCUAGGUCUUUGUUGCUGCAAAUAGAACGAACUCCGAUAUUACCAUUCAGGCGACGAAAGCUUGUCACAGUGCCUCCGGGCGACGUUACGAUAUCCUCACACAUGUUCAAUGACGACGCGGAGCAGAAGUUGGAGGCAACCAUUGCUGAAAUUACUCUGCGGGAAGAGCGACUACGUGCGUUCGCAAAGACUAACCUUCUUACGCUCCCCUUCAGACAGGCAGGAUACUGGAUGUGGAGAGGUUUCAUGGGCACCAGAAGGGCAUUCACCAGCGAGGGUUUUCACUAUCUUCACGUUCGAGGAAAUAAUCGGGUGUGGAAACUGGGUAAGGACCCAGCCUGGGCCUUGGAUGAUGGGAAAGCACUCGACAAAUUGGUGAAAAUUAAGCUCGCGUGA